UGGAAAGGGUUCUAAAGAUGAAGUGAGGUUGCCUCAACCUACUUCUGGUUGAUGCUUCUAAGCUUUUUUCUGUUUCAAAGCCUGUGCUACUUUGCGUAUGAACACAGCGAUGUCGAUUCCCCAUCUUGACAUCACCAAUUACCCAAGUACCCUCUUUCAUUGUAGGUUUUGCUUUUUCUGUUUUUCUUUUGUUUAAUGAUCAGUGAUUGAUUUUAAACUCAAUAAGAUCUGUGCAAACAACUAUCUACUAGAGUUCAGCAGAUUUCCCAACAUGUCAAACGCGUAGCUCCAUCCUACACCAGAUCGAGCACCAAAUACUAACACGAACUAAGCUCUUGCAGUUUGAUAAUUUAGAAAGAGAACAUAGAUUCGAGACACCAUUUUGUUGUGUGGGCACCUUUUAUAUAGGCCAAAACGAGAGAGGCAGAGGGUAGAGUAGUCAAUCCAGUGCUGAUCAAGGAGUCAAACCCAGCAACAUCUUUCCCUUUUUUGUGCCUUAGCCCACAUGUUAAGUACCUUAUUCCAUUUUCACCACCCUUUAUAUUUUCAUGCUAUGGGAUUAGAUUGGGAGUGAAUAAGAUUAAAUAGAGAGAAAGAGAGGAAGAGGAAGAGGGAGAGGGAGAGGAUGGAAGAACAUGUGGAGAUGGUUGGUAGGGCAUUCGUGGAUCAUUAUUAUCACCUCUUUGACAAAGAUAGAGCUGCUCUGUCUUCUCUAUACCAGCAAACUUCCAUGCUGACCUUUGAAGGACAGAAGAUUGUAGGGGUUGAGGAGAUAUCUUCUAAGCUUAAUCAGUUGCCAUUUGAUCAAUGCCAACAUGAGGUCAGUACCAUCGAUUCACAGCCCUCGUCAUGCACCGGCGGCAUCAUGGUCUUCGUCAGUGGCAGCCUCCAGUUGCCUGGGGAGGAGCACCAUCUCAGAUUUAGCCAGAUGUUUCACUUGAUUCCCACCCCACAGGGAAGCUUCUAUGUGCAGAAUGACAUAUUCCGCCUCAAUUAUGGCUAAUCUGUUGUCAUUCAACCAUUGAUUUAUGUGGCAAAUCUGCCUCAUCACUGUUAAUUGUAUUGAGGGAACAAAACAGUUCAUCAUUCUGUUUUUUGUUUAAUCUUCAGAGGUCUCUGAAUCAGUAUUUUCUGGACUGUUCCUUAAACCUCAUAAAUUUAUUAACAAGUUCUCUCGCA
Messenger RNA from Carya illinoinensis, 1179 nucleotides. Its product is annotated as nuclear transport factor 2B-like. The transcript is spliced from 2 exons. The coding region runs from base 626 to 1003 and encodes 125 amino acids. Gene Ontology annotation, cellular component: nuclear pore central transport channel. Lineage: Eukaryota; Viridiplantae; Streptophyta; Magnoliopsida; Fagales; Juglandaceae. The record is from RefSeq and is a predicted model, not a curated record. Gene Ontology annotation, biological process: nucleocytoplasmic transport.